Anopheles coluzzii is the source of this 1120-nucleotide messenger RNA. It is a transcript of the gene eIF4EHP, whose product is annotated as eukaryotic translation initiation factor 4E type 2. Gene Ontology annotation, biological process: translational initiation. The transcript has 4 exons. Gene Ontology annotation, molecular function: translation initiation factor activity; RNA 7-methylguanosine cap binding. Gene Ontology annotation, cellular component: eukaryotic translation initiation factor 4F complex. Lineage: Eukaryota; Metazoa; Arthropoda; Insecta; Diptera; Culicidae. The record is from RefSeq and is a predicted model, not a curated record. Bases 168 to 794 code for a protein of 208 amino acids.
AGCGCGGAACGUCACAAAAACACCUCGCAUACUGUAGAGGCAGCAAAGCAAAAGCAAGCAAGGCAAAAGCGCAAAGCGAAACAUUGCAGCAAACAUUCUGUGAUAACGUGAAUAAUUAUACAAAAACCAGUUGCACCACUCUGUUACAUACACCGGCGUCUUUAAAUAUGUCCAACAAAUACGAAAUCAAACCAUACGCCAGCGACAGCGACGAUAGCGGGGACGAGGAUGCGGAUAUCGAUGUGGAUAAGUUAGAACCGCUAGAAGCGGGACCCGGAGAGCAUAAGCUACAGUACACCUACUGUUUAUGGUUCGGCAAAAAGGGUUCACACAGAGCAGCGGAGUACGACAAAUCCCUACACUUCGUCGGUCGGUGUGCCAGCGUAGAGCAGUGGUGGUCCCUGUACUGCCAUCUAAUAAAACCUACCAGCCUGAAACCUUACCGAAGGUUACAUUUGUUUAAGAGUGGCAUCAAACCCAUGUGGGAAGAUCCGAGCAAUUCGAAAGGCGGCAAGUGGGUCAUUCGCCUGAAGAAAUCAAAGAUCGACCGGGCCUGGGAGAACGUGUGCAUGGCGAUGCUGGGGGAACAGUUUCUGGUAGGGUCGGAAAUUUGUGGCGUCGUCCUGUGCACCCAGUACCCCGAGGACGUCCUGUCCGUGUGGAACCGAACCGCCACCGAUACGGUCAGCACCAAUCGCAUCCGGGACACGCUGCGGCGCAUACUGAACCUACCUCAAUCGCAGCACAUCGAGUACAAACCGCACGGCGACAGUCUGAAGUUUGUGCCUGCCUGAAUCUGCCCUUUUGGAGAAGAGGCAAUCCCCCUCGAUCCCCCCCCCCCCCCUCCCCCACUUCCACAAGUCUGAUCGCGUACUGGACUUUUUGUUGCUGCAGCAUCCGGGGUGGGCUCCGCGCGAUUGUUUGGGUGGGUUUUUAUUGUGUUUUGUUUAAGUUUUCGUCAGUGGUCGAAAAGAAAAACGAAACGAAACGAUCCAACUAACAACACACGCACCACCAUACACCACCACAACUAAGCAGCAUUCAUUUUUCCUACAAUAAUAAACGUUCGUAUAUUGAAGAUUCUAUACAAACCACAACAAACACCACACAAUAAGAGGAA